Erinaceus europaeus (western European hedgehog) is the source of this 5814-nucleotide messenger RNA. It is a transcript of the gene BTBD9, whose product is annotated as BTB domain containing 9. Gene Ontology annotation, biological process: circadian behavior; adult locomotory behavior; modulation of chemical synaptic transmission. The record is from RefSeq and is a predicted model, not a curated record. Gene Ontology annotation, molecular function: protein binding. The transcript is spliced from 11 exons. Lineage: Eukaryota; Metazoa; Chordata; Mammalia; Eulipotyphla; Erinaceidae. Bases 160 to 1998 code for a protein of 612 amino acids.
GGCGGCGGCGGCGGCGGCGAGGACGGCGGCGACGGCAGCUGCCGAGGGGGCGGUGGCUUCGAGGGGGGUGCGGGGCAGGCGGAAGAAGAAGAGUGCGCGCCGGCGGCUAGGUCGCUGAGGAACAUCGUCGGGAUCAGCGACUACCGUCUAUUCUACAAGAUGAGUAACAGCCACCCUCUUCGGCCCUUUACUGCAGUGGGGGAAAUUGAUCAUGUGCACAUUUUAUCUGAACAUAUUGGUGCUUUGUUGAUUGGGGAAGAAUAUGGUGAUGUCACCUUUGUUGUGGAAAAGAAACGUUUUCCUGCUCACAGGGUAAUUUUAGCAGCAAGGUGCCAGUAUUUUCGAGCACUGCUAUAUGGUGGCAUGCGAGAAUCUCAGCCUGAAGCAGAAAUCCCUCUCCAAGACACUACUGCAGAAGCAUUCACAAUGCUACUUAAAUACAUCUACACUGGGCGAGCAACGCUGACAGAUGAAAAGGAGGAGGUGCUACUGGACUUUCUGAGCCUGGCUCAUAAAUAUGGAUUUCCAGAGCUGGAGGAUUCUACCUCUGAGUACCUCUGCACCAUACUUAACAUUCAGAAUGUCUGUAUGACUUUUGAUGUUGCCAGUCUUUACUCACUUCCCAAGUUAACUUGUAUGUGCUGCAUGUUUAUGGACAGAAAUGCUCAGGAGGUGCUCUCCAGUGAAGGUUUCCUCUCCCUUUCUAAGACAGCACUUUUAAGCAUCGUAUUGAGAGAUUCAUUUGCAGCUCCUGAAAAAGACAUUUUCCUUGCCUUGUUAAACUGGUGUAAGCACAAUUCAAAGGAAAAUCAUGCUGAAAUCAUGCAAGCUGUGCGUUUACCUCUGAUGAGCCUCACAGAACUUUUGAAUGUUGUGAGACCUUCAGGACUGUUAUCUCCUGAUGCCAUUCUGGAUGCUAUUAAAGUUCGAUCAGAGAGCCGAGAUAUGGACCUCAAUUAUAGGGGCAUGCUCAUACCAGAAGAAAACAUUGCAACUAUGAAGUACGGAGCCCAGGUUGUAAAAGGAGAAUUGAAGUCUGCCUUAUUAGAUGGUGAUACUCAAAAUUAUGAUUUGGAUCAUGGAUUUUCUCGACACCCAAUUGAUGAUGACUGCCGUUCUGGCAUCGAGAUUAAGCUAGGGCAGCCAUCCAUUAUCAACCAUAUACGAAUCCUCCUGUGGGACCGGGAUAGCAGGUCUUAUUCAUACUUCAUUGAGGUGUCCAUGGACGAACUUGAUUGGAUCAGAGUGAUUGAUCAUUCACAGUAUCUGUGUCGUUCUUGGCAAAAGCUAUAUUUUCCAGCCCGUGUCUGCAGGUAUAUUCGAAUAGUUGGAACUCACAACACAGUGAACAAGAUUUUCCAUAUUGUGGCUUUUGAAUGCAUGUUUACAAACAAAACUUUCACUCUUGAAAAGGGACUGAUAGUUCCCACGGAAAAUGUUGCAACAAUUGCAGACUGUGCUAGUGUGAUUGAAGGCGUCAGUCGGAGUCGAAAUGCUUUGCUGAAUGGGGACACCAAGAAUUAUGAUUGGGACUCUGGUUAUACAUGCCAUCAACUAGGAAGUGGUGCAAUUGUGGUUCAGCUGGCACAGCCAUACAUGAUCGGGUCAAUACGGUUAUUACUUUGGGACUGUGAUGAUCGAAGCUACAGCUACUACGUUGAGGUUUCUACCAACCAGCAACAGUGGACGAUGGUAGCUGACAAAACCAAAGUCUCCUGCAAGUCCUGGCAGUCAGUAACUUUUGAAAGACAGCCUGCCUCCUUCAUCCGAAUCGUUGGAACACACAACACAGCAAAUGAGGUGUUCCACUGUGUUCACUUUGAAUGUCCUGAGCAGCAGCGAAGCCAGAAGGAGGAAAACGGAGAGGAAGCAGGGACUGGGGACCCCAACCUGGCAGGUCAGCAGCUCGACCCCCAUGCCCUGCAGGCCCCCAGUGGCGGCUCACUGCCCUCCAGCCCAGGCUCUGCCUCUCGCUCCCCCAGCCGGCAGCACCAGUGAUGUGGAGUGGCUCGGGUGGGCCCAGGUGGCAGCAAGAACUGGCAUCCUCCCCCCCAGCUGGGAUCUGUGUUGACAACUCCCCACCCCCACCCCUCAGCACCUAUUUCCAGGGAGUGGACCUGGCUGGAAAAAAAAAAAAAAAAAAGGACACAGAACAGGUUUUCUCCCAAGGACAUAAAGGGGCUGCUUUGUUCUCCUCAAUUUGUUUGAAUCAGGCUGGUCUCCAGGGAGAGAAAAUGGGUCUUCAAUCUUCAUCAAGUCCACCAUUAACACCCUACCUCUCUAAUCUAAACCAGGCAAAGGGAACAGAAGAAAGUAAUAGACAGGCCCGUGUUGGAAUACAAAACUGGCGCAUGCACACUCGAGUGCAGGAGAAUAUAUUAGGCCCGCAUUACCUGGAGGUGCCCUUUAGGAAAUGGGUUUCCAUAGAGUGCUUACUUUUAUGGAACACAUUGCCCUGGCAACUAAAUGAUUUUUUAUUUCUUUUGGUUAUUUCCCAUUUGCUGAAUCAUAGGUGUUCCAGAUCGUUUUGAAAUGCUCAAACAGCAAAUCACUUGUUUUAAUCCUUUAGACACUGUAAUUUUCCUUCCUUAGUUUUGAAUGCUUUAUGCGUGGGGUAGAGCUGAGAAAUGGUGCGCCUCUCCUAAAUGAGGCAUAGAUGCAGCUCAUCAGAGCACCUGGGCUGACAAGGAAAAUCCUCUGAGGAAGUUCAACCAAAUACACAAUGAGCAAAUCAAUCCAUGGACACUGGAGCUCAUAAUCACUUGAAUCUCUGAGUUAUUAACCUGUCAUUCCUGAAAGGUAUCCUGCCUUUAAGCUUGGGGGACUGACAAGGAAAUGGCUAGGAGGCUACCUGUUCAUUUCACAUCCAGGAGUACUUGUAUCUAAACUCCUACCAACUUCCGUUCGGGCAGACGCUGCUGCGUUCCUGAGUGGGUGGGCUGGGAGACGGCCUCCUGCCAGUCAGUGGCAGGAAUAUAGGACUGGGAUGGGACAAACGGCACAGAUGUGGGUGCUCAGCUACUGUGUGUUUGGUCCCGGGCCGUGGUGCUCGGCCAGGGACCGAGAAAUAAAAGUAGAUCUAAGCAGCUCUUCUGCUAACCCUCAUCAAAACUAUCUCAGCUGACUAUUGUCACUUGAUCUGGCUCUGCUGUGUCUCGUACUUAGUCAUUUCCAUUCCAGCUUUGUAACAUGAUCAGAUUAUGGUCUGAUUUUUGCUUAUCACCAAUCAGCUUUACAAAUCAGCUGAGCCACACUGGUUCCCCCUCUGUCCUCCAGACAUGGGCUGGGUCCCCUGUGCACCUUGGGGGCCCCCUCAGAGGAGUGGCAUUUAUAGGGUAACUCCUUUCUGAUGUCGUUAGGAGACACUGGUUGUGAGUGUAGGGAGAGUCAGCUAAAUGUCUUCUCCGAGAUUACCUUGGUGAGUGACCAGUGGCUGUGGGGAUCAUAAAGCAGCGUCUAACUGCACUGCAUGCAUAGAUGGGAAGGCAGCCUUGCUUGGAAGUAGGAGGGACAGUUUCCCUCAUGUCCUCGACUCUGAUCUUUGUCCACUUCCACAUCCUUGGAGGCAAGUGCAGCCUGAGAAGGUCCAGGCACUUCAUGGGGGGGAGGAGGGCAGCAGAUGGCAGUGCUGGCUGGCCGUGGGUGGCUGUUCCAUGUCAGCAUCCAGCCCUGGGUGCCAAUUAGUGCCGAGCCUUCCUGUCCACUCAGCACAUCCUUCCAGUGGGGGCUCACUGCCCUGGGGCCCGGGAGGUCAGAGCAGGGCAGAGCACAGGGGCUUUGAAAGUGUCAUCUGGCUAAAGACUUCUUUUUCAGCACUGGAAACACCCAGGCAGCACUACUGACUGUGGGAGUGGGGUCCACUGAUGAAAGAUCUGGAAGCACCUGCCCACCCCCAUCUCCAGACCCCUCAGUUCCCUGCUUACAUAACUCUCAACACCCCAGCACAGGCAACUGAAAAGUACUUUGGCGUAGUUUGGCAGCUCAGCUUCAUACCCAUCCCAGAGGCAGGAAGGCUCAAUGAGGACACCAGACCCCCUCUCUCUGCCCUUCCAGCAGAGGCCACGGCCCCUCCUAGCACCUGUGGGUGUCUCUGGUGUUUCCGCUUCCAGAUACCUGCCCUGCGGUCUGCUUGAGAGACUGGAGUAUUUCAUUCUCGCUCCUCCUCCAGCACUUCAGAUGUCCCUUAUCAUCGGAUAAAAGGAAGAAGGGACAGAGAAGGUGAGGUGGGCUGUGUCCCUCACAACUGUCAGCCCAGCUCUCCUCCCUGUUGAGAUGCUUUCUUUGCUUGAUGGAAGUCUUCUCUACACCUCAGAGGACCCUGACAGAACUCAGCAUCUCCUGCACCAGACUGGGGGGCUCUGCCUUCCUUAAUGGGCCUUCUUAUUUGGGGAGCAGGACUGGUUCUUCCUGUAUGCCCAGCUGGGCCAGAGCCUUCUGAAGGGGUCUGGAUGCCUAAACAGAGUGUGUCACCCAAGACAUACCCAGGGAAGGCCUGGCUCUCUGGAGAGUAAAGAAGAAGUAGCUAGUCAGGAGAAUGUCCCACUACAACCUGGCCUCCUCCAAAGUCCUGGCUGGCCACACAGAGGACUUCUCUCAUGGAACCACUGGGAACAGAAUGGCCCAAGACCUUGAAGAGCCCAACAGCACUGCAGAGCACUGCAGAGAGUAGCAUGGUGGCGCACAGCUGGAAGCAUUCUCAGAUGUCCUUGGAGUCCUUACAUCGCAGAGGGUGGAGGCUGAUGCUGAUGGUUUCUGCAGGGUACAAGGAAAGAGACUGUCAAACAGUGGGGGUACAGGGGCAGAGGCCCAUGAGCAACUGUGAGGAUGGGUGCAGCCCAGGUGGUGUCAGGUUUGAGGCCAGGUCCAGGUCGGGUGAGACCUCACCCUGGUCCACAAAGUAGUACUUUUUGACUAUAAACUAGGGAGUCAGAGCCCUGCCUUUGUAACCACCACCCAGAGCAAGAAAGAGCACUGCUGCCAGCCUAAGCCCUUUAUUUUAGAUCAUGGUUUGUCUGUUUUGGUAAAAAAAAGCAAACUUCCCUGGGGCUUUUGGGAGAAUCCUUGUUUCCUGGCAGCCCCUGAGGAGCACAGAGCAGCCAGGUGGGUCAUGUGUUGCAGGGUAGGCACCCCAUCAAGGCAGCCUUGAGGGGCGAGGGCCGCCACCGAGCGAUCGGCCUCAAGUCAGGUAUAACAGGUCGACAUGCAAAUCACACCCCACCCCCCGCCCCCACAUUUCCCCAUAUUCUCAGUGCUUUUUCUGUUUCUCUGAGUUUUGUUAGAAACAUGAGCCCGUGAUGGAUGUGGGGCUCUUCUCAACUGCUCUUUAAAUUGUCACUUUUUUAAUCUUAUUAAAUGAAGUGUCGAUUCCUGACAAAUACAUUAAAAGUGUUUUAUUCCUAGAAGAGUUGGGAAAAGAAAUUAUUUUCAGCAAGAGUGGGAUGUGUUUGUUAGACUGAUUCCUUGGCAAAAAAAAAAAAAAAAAGAGUUUCUGAAUUGUGGAAAAAAUUGCUUAGUCGUUACGUUGCCUCCCCAAUUGUCAAACUGCUGUGCAGACAGCUCCAACUUCACUUGUUUUUUUUUUGAAUUUAGAAGAUAACAAAAUUGUAAUCACUUAUCCUUUCUAGAGCCUGGAGGGUUGGGAAGGAAAGCAUAAUCUGUGACAAACGGGAGCAUCCUGUGUGCUGAGGCCACUUGGUAAUAAAGAGUGGUCCUCAUUGCUGCUUCAAUUAAGAGCCUCCCUUUGGACAGAGAAGAAAGGUGUCAAAGAGGAAACAAGAAUUAGACGUGGCUUCUUCCAGGGGGUCUUCUUCAUCA